CCUUGGUUUUACCAGAUUUUCCCUAGCCGUGACAGACUUUUAUCUAUUUACGAUACUAUGCUACAAGCUGGUGAAGCUGGUGGGGAGCAAAAGGACAAGAUUGAGCCAUUCAUAGAUAUGCUGAUUGACAAGUUUCAGUCAGCAUUUUAACCUUUUGACAAUUUGUCAAUUGAUGAGAUGAUAAUCGGUUUCAAAGGGAGAUGGGCAAAUAAGCAGUUCAACGCAUCAAAACCGCACAAAUACCAUAUCAAAACUUUUGGACUGUGUGAUAGCCUGACCGGAUAUGUUUACAACCUUCUUUUGUACUACGGGAAAGACACCUCUUAUGACCCAGAAUGUGACACAAAAUCUCUGCAGGCAGAGAAGGUAUUUCAAACACUGCUGACAAAUAUCGGAAAAGGGCACACCAUAUUCGCAGAUAGGUAUUAUACCGCGCUGCCUGUGGUUGACUACCUUAGUAGUCGAGGCCUAUACUUCACAGGGACUCUUCAAGUCACAAGAAAAGGAGUUCCGCAGGAAUUGAAGACACGAAAACUAGAGCAUAAGGAAACAAGAUGGUAUAUGGGAGACGACAACAAGAUUUUGUGUGUUGCUUGGAGAGACAAAAAAGCGAAAAAACCAUGUGUUCUUGUUUCUACAAAUGCAAAUGCUGAAAUGAAAACUGUUCGUGCAAAUGGCGGUGAAGCUAGCAAGCCAGCGAUGGUUGUUGAAUACAAUCAAGCAAUGAAUGGCUUUGACGCAGCCGACCAAAAUAUUUCAUAUUACGGUGUGCAUGAGUGCCGUUCUAAAAAAUGGUGGAAGAAAAUUAUUUUCUGGCUGUUAGAAAUCACCCAAGUCAAUGCGCAUAUUCUUUACACCCUCGCACAUCCCAACGACAAGCGUGUUGAGCUUCGUAAGUUCAAAAGUACGUUGGUGGAGGAAAUGGAGUUCAACAUUACCCUGAACAACAAUGUGGAUCCUGCAAAGUCAGUUUCAUGUGAGCGCUUUGUCACAUCCAAGAUGCCUCUCAUCCAUUAUGACGGGAGGGACGGAAAUUGUGUUGCGUGCAGCGGACCAGGUGGGGGACGCAAAAGAACAGUUUUUGUCUGCUCAGGUCGUAGUGACAGACCAUUUCUGCACCCAAAGAACUGUUUUUACAAAUACCAUACUCACAGAAAUGCCUAG
Molecule: messenger RNA, 1164 nt
Organism: Aplysia californica (California sea hare)
Lineage: Eukaryota; Metazoa; Mollusca; Gastropoda; Aplysiida; Aplysiidae
Product: piggyBac transposable element-derived protein 4-like
Exons: 1
Coding region: 178-1164 (328 amino acids)
Source: RefSeq, a predicted model, not a curated record